Molecule: messenger RNA, 1797 nt
Organism: Cuscuta campestris
Lineage: Eukaryota; Viridiplantae; Streptophyta; Magnoliopsida; Solanales; Convolvulaceae
Source: the annotation of a GenBank genome assembly
CUGCUGCUCCGCAUUUCCCAAAACACACAUUCUCCUCCUUGCCUCUCUGUCACCGCUCUCCAUCUACCGUCCUCACUCCCCCUCCGCCCCUUAAUGAGACGCGCCGCCUCCGCGGCGGCUCCGCCGAGACCGUCACCGUCUCCCCGCCUCUCUGUCCAAGCAUAGACUAAAGAAGUAGUAGCAGUAGUAGUAGUAGUAGUAGUCUAGUACACCCUCGAGCAAAAGAUUUAUACAAAUCGUUCAAGGGUUGAACUCAAGCAUGGCGGGGAAGAGGAAAUCCAGCGAGAUUGAUAAUGGCGAGAGGGUGACGACAUUGACCUCACCAAAAACAGAGACUAAGCAAAGCAACUAUUGUUUGAUGUCAAAGUUUACGUGGAAGAUUGAACACUUCUCGCGUUUGGAUGCUGAAAAGCCUUACUCAAGGACGUAUGAUGUUAAUGAGUACAAAUGGAGGUUGCUCCUUUAUUCAAAAGGAAACGAUGGAGGUCAUUUGUCUCUGUACCUUGGUGUGGCUGACCCGUCAACUUUACCCAUUGAUUGGCGCAUACCUACAAAGUUCAGUCUUGCUCUUGUUAACCAGAUAGAUCCCAAGAAAACCAUCAAGAAAGAGACAAAACACACAUUCAAUGUUCACGAGAGUGAUUGGGGCUUCAAUUUGUUCGUCCCACUUCGUGAGUUUCAUGAUAAAGUCGGAGGCUUUCUUGUUAAUGAUAUGUGCUUGAUUGAAGCUGAGGUCUAUGUGCCUGAUCCUUCUCCAUGUGUGGCUAAUACUUCCCCUGCUCCCCCAGAUCAGGUUAUGGAUUCUUCUGUUGGUCUAGAUCCAGUAGAAUCUGUGUAUGCCAGGGUUCAGUCUGUUCUCAAAUCACUACCCAAGAAACCAUCAUCCAGCUUAGUAGUAUCUGAUGCUAUAUGUUCACCUGAACUUCCUUCGAGUAAAGACCGUGCAGCUUGUGCAAAAGAAAUCUUUGACAAAUUGAUAUCAUACCCUUUAGACGAUUUGGCUGAUCCCAAGCAUGAGACUGCAAUGUCAGAGGCCCUCUCCAUACUGAACAAUAAUCUUUCAUUGUUCAGCAAUGGAGAGGCCAAAGAAAUCAUGGCUCUGAAAGCCACAUUUCCUCAGAUGAUGCUGGAAUGGAGAGAGUCUGUUAAAGUGAAGGGUGGGAGUGAUCAUCUCUGGACUGCUUUUGAGAAGACGAAAAGUUUGCUGGAGGAUCUUCUGAAGACUGAGGAUGGGAUAAGAGCUAAACUGGAGGACCUGAGUAAGAAAGAAAUGGACUUGAAAGCUCAGAUGGAGGCUAUUGAAUGCGACCGGCGACACCUGAGGGAGGAAAGAGGGGAAGUGUCAAAGCUGACUAGGAAGGUGUGUUCUCUCGCCGAGGAGCAGGGCAGGAAAGUUGAAGGAAAAGAGGCCGAGGUGGAGACCGCGAAGAAAAAAAUGGAGGAUUUGAAGUCACAGUGGGAUGCAACGAAACGCCGUCUGUCUUUGAGAAAGAAUGUGGGAUCUGCCCAGUAGUAGCAAGUAGUGGCUAGGUAACAUGAUGUGUGGUUUUGGACCAUGUUUUGUUGUUAGAACUUAGAAGGGUAAUUUUUAAAGGUCAUUGUGUGUCUUUUGUUGUGGGUCUCCCCCAAAAACAGAUUGGAGAAAGCCAUGUCUGUCUGCACCUGUGUGUAUAUAUGUUGUGGGUGCAUUAGGGUAAUUGGAAGUGGAAAUGUGAAGGAUGCUGCUCUUAGGGCUCAUUUGCUUUGCGUUUUUCUUUUGGUUGAUUGUGAUUCUUAGAAUCAAGCAAUCAGUUACUC